This is a messenger RNA of Gavia stellata (red-throated loon), 2085 nucleotides long. RefSeq names its product solute carrier family 27 member 4 (gene SLC27A4). Gene Ontology annotation, molecular function: long-chain fatty acid transmembrane transporter activity; long-chain fatty acid-CoA ligase activity. Gene Ontology annotation, biological process: long-chain fatty acid import into cell; medium-chain fatty acid transport; response to nutrient. Lineage: Eukaryota; Metazoa; Chordata; Aves; Gaviiformes; Gaviidae. The coding region runs from base 30 to 1961 and encodes 643 amino acids. Gene Ontology annotation, cellular component: microvillus; plasma membrane; endoplasmic reticulum membrane. The record is from RefSeq and is a predicted model, not a curated record. The transcript has 13 exons.
CGCAGCGGACGCGCCGGAGCCCGGCCACGAUGCUGCGUCUGGCUGCUUUUGCAGCGCUGCUGCUGUUCUUCAGGGUCAGUCUGGAGCUGUCCUGGGCCCAGGCCAUCCCCGCUCUCUUCAUCUUCUACCUGGGAUCCGGCGGAUGGGACUUCUUCCUCAUAUUCAUCAAGACAAUACGAAGGGACGUCACCACGGGGCUGGUCCUGUUGCGGGUGAAGUGGCAGGUAUGGAGGCACGUGAGGGAGAAGAACACAAUUGCCAAGAUCUUCCAGAAGACCGCGAGCAAGUAUCCAGAGAAGACGGCACUUAUCUUCCAAGGCACGGGCGAGAGCUGGACCUUCCGGCAGCUGGAUGAAUACUCCAACCGGGUGGCCAAUUUUUUCUACGGCCAAGGCUUCCGCUCUGGUGACGUGGUGGCUCUUUUCAUGGAAUCCCGCAAUCAGUACGUGGGGCUGUGGCUCGGCUUGGCCAAGAUUGGGGUGGAGACUGCCCUCGUGAAUUCCCACCUGCGCAUGGAGGCCUUGCUGCACUGCAUCACCAUCUCCAACUCCAAGGCUGUGGUUUUUGGGGUGGAGAUGAUGGAAGCAAUGCAGGAAGUGCAGCCCUCCCUGGAGAAAUCUAUCCAUCUCUUCUGGUCCGGAGAAGGAAGCCCUGAGUCUGUGCUUCCUGGUGCGAAACACCUGGACCCCCUCCUGCAGACAGCCCAGCGGCACCAGCCAACUCCCCCUGAUAAGGGCUUUCUUGAUAAACUCUUCUACAUCUACACCUCUGGCACAACGGGGCUGCCCAAGGCUGCCAUUGUAGUGAACUGCCGGUACUUCCGCAUGUCCAGCUUAGUAUUUUACGGUUUUCGCAUGAGGCCCGACGAUGUGAUGUACGACUGCCUCCCGCUCUACCACGCUGCAGGGAACAUCGUGGGGCUCGGACAGUGCCUGCUGCAGGGCAUGACGAUUGUCAUCCGCAAGAAGUUCUCGGCCUCGCACUUUUGGGAGGACUGCGUGAAAUACAACUGCACGAUUGUGCAGUACAUUGGGGAGAUCUGCCGCUACCUGCUGAACCAGCCGUACCAGGAGGUGGAGCGGCAGCACCGGGUGCGCAUGGCGCUGGGCAACGGGCUGCGUGCCUCCAUCUGGCGGGAAUUCAUGGCCCGCUUCGGCAUCGCCCAGGUGGCCGAGUUCUAUGGGGCCACCGAGUGCAACUGCAGCCUGGGAAACUUCGACAACAAUGUUGGGUCGUGUGGCUUCAACAGCAGGAUCCUACCAGGUGUGUACCCCAUCGGCUUAGUGCGCGUGGACGAAGACACCAUGGAGCUGAUCCGGGGGCCAGAUGGUGUCUGUAUCCGCUGCAAACCAGGGGAGCCGGGGCAGCUGGUGGGCCGCAUUGUCAAGAGCAACCCCUUGCAGCACUUUGACGGCUACCUGAAUCAGUCAGCAACCAACAAGAAAAUCGCCAAGGAUGUGUUUACAAAAGGGGACGCUGCCUAUCUCACAGGGGAUGUCCUAGUGAUGGACAAAUAUGGCUACAUGUACUUCCGGGACCGCACCGGGGACACGUUCCGCUGGAAGGGGGAGAAUGUCUCCACCACAGAGGUGGAGGGGACGCUGAGCCGCAUCCUCAACCUGACGGACGUGGUGGUUUACGGGGUGGAGAUCCCAGGGAUUGAAGGGAAGGCAGGAAUGGCAGCUAUCGCCGACCCGGAGAACUCCUGUGACCUGGAAGGCUUUGCCAGCGAGCUGAAAAAGGCUCUGCCGCUGUACGCGCGGCCCGUCUUCCUGCGGUUCCUGCACGAAGUCUCCAAGACAAGCACUUACAAGUUCCAGAAGAUGGAGCUGCGGAAGCAGGGCUUUGAUCCUGCGCUGGUGAAGGACAGGUUGUACUUCCUGGACUCCAGGCAAGGCCGCUACCUGCCGCUGGACCAGGCAGCGUUCAGCAGGAUCCAGUUGGGAGAGCAGAAGCUGUAACCGGUGGGAUUCAAGCAAGGCACCUCCCCAAAUCCUGCUGGGGAGAGGAGGGCAAGGCAGGCGCUGGGGAAGAAAAGGUUCAAGGAGCACUAGAGAUUUUCUUUGACGAGUUUUACAGAUAAUG